CUGUCGUUGGGGGUCAUUCACUCGAUUUCAGCAAAGGCGCUGCCGGGUGAGAAUCUCGGGCAGUCCCUUUGUGCGUGAGGCUUGGGGGUUGAUGACGUAACUGAGGAUUCCUCUGCAGUGGAAAGAGGAAGAGGAGAAACUGAAUCUGUAUUUGAGGUUUACCGCCCCUGCGGUACAAUGACGCGAGACGUGGGCCUGGAUGAUGAGCUUCCAGACUGGGCUGGAGCCAAGGAGUUCUACCAGAAAUACGACCCCAAGGACGUUAUUGGCAGAGGCGUAAGCAGCGUGGUCCGGCGUUGUAUACACAAGCAGACGGGCCAGGAGUAUGCAGUAAAGAUUAUUGAGGUAACCCCGGAGCGCAUGACCCCACAGCAGCUGGAAGAAGUGCGCUUGUCAACCAGCAAAGAGAUUGCUAUCCUGCGCCAGGUCUCCGGUCACCCUUUUAUCAUUACUCUUAUCGAUUCCUAUGAGUCAUCCACCUUCAUGUUCCUAGUCUUUGAUUUGAUGAGACGUGGUGAGCUUUUUGACUACCUUACAGAGAAGGUAACCCUCGGUGAAAAGGAGACCAGGUGCAUCAUGCGAGCCCUCUUGGAGGCCGUGAGCUACCUUCAUGCGAACAACAUCAUCCAUCGAGACCUGAAACCAGAGAACAUUCUCAUGAACGAUGAUCUCAGCAUCAAACUCUCUGAUUUUGGUUUCUCCUGCCAUCUGGAGCCAGGGGAGAAACUACGAGAGUUAUGUGGCACCCCAGGCUAUCUGGCACCAGAGAUCCUGAAAUGUUCUAUGGAUGAGAUUCAUCCUGGUUAUGGGAAGGAAGUGGACCUCUGGGCCUGUGGCGUCAUCUUCUUCACCCUCCUGGCUGGCUCUCCCCCUUUCUGGCACCGCAAACAGAUGUUAAUGCUUCGGAUGAUCAUGGAAGGCCAGUACCAGUUUGGUUCUCCAGAGUGGGAUGACCGAUCUGACACAGUCAAGGAUUUGAUCUCCCGACUGCUGCAGGUAGAUCCCGUCGAAAGGUUGACGGCUGAGCAGGCGCUACAGCACCCCUUCUUCCAGCGCUACGGAAGGGAGCAGCGACAUUUCAGUCCCUUCCACAAAUUCAGAGUAAUUGCAUGGACCGUGCGGGCUUCCAUCCGCAUCUACUCCAACUAUCGACGGGUGCGCCCGGUCACAAAGGAGCUGCUGCUGUGUGACCCCUAUGCACUCAAGGGGGUGCGCAAGUUGAUCGAUGCUUGUGCCUUCCGAAUCUACGGGCACUGGGUCAAGAAGGGCGAGCAACAGAACCGUGCUGCCCUCUUUGAAAAUGUCCCAAAGGCCAUCCAGCUGGUCUUGCUUGGCACAGAGGGAGAGGAGGCCUCGCCAUCGGCUGUGGAGGACCCUCCCAACUAGAGAGAUUCCUUCCAUUCCCUGUGAAGCUGCAGGGUGAUGAUCCCUGGAAGAGUGAUGUAAGGGGGCAGGGAUGUACAGAGAACUGAACCACAUCCUCACCCCAUUGGGGGAGAACAGGAAAUUGUAGAAUCCUCCUUUGGACUGCCCAUGCAUGGAAGUGACUUACUUUCUAGGGAACAGGAACUUUGGGAACCUUGAAUUUUUGACUGAUGGGACAAGAUUCCCUGAUUAUACCUGGAAGGGGGCUCUAGAAUUGGGUAGGGCACCAUGUUACACCAAUGGUGUUGGUACAAAGGGAAGGUCAGGGGAGAGCAUCUUGCUUCUGCUGCAGGACCUGGAGCCACUGACGUAGCCCUUUGGACGCUAAGGACAGUCCAGGCAUCUCAUCCUUCAGUUCAGCCCCUUUUCCCAUUGCUGAGGGAACAAUCAGUGUGUUUGGAUUUGGUCAGUACUGGAGAGCAGGUGUGGGAUCAGGUCUUGCAUAUCUCCUUUUUGCUGCAGUCAGGUAGUGGACGUGGCCCUUGGGUUGAAAUGCUUCUUGUUUUUGUGUUUUUUGUCAUCCCCCACCCUAUGAUUGUCCAAACUAUAAUAAAAGUGAAAUGAGACCACAA
Molecule: messenger RNA, 1997 nt
Organism: Python bivittatus (Burmese python)
Lineage: Eukaryota; Metazoa; Chordata; Lepidosauria; Squamata; Pythonidae
Gene: PHKG2
Product: phosphorylase kinase catalytic subunit gamma 2
Biological process (GO): protein phosphorylation; glycogen metabolic process
Cellular component (GO): phosphorylase kinase complex
Molecular function (GO): phosphorylase kinase activity; calmodulin binding; ATP binding
Source: RefSeq, a predicted model, not a curated record